AUGAUUGCAGGCGAGCCGGAACCUCGACGCUCGGUGCGCAGCACGAAAGGGCAGCACAAGGCACUCGACCAGCUAGAAACUCCCGCUGUCGACACAAAGAAGCGCGGCAAGAAGGGCAAGAAGGCCAUUGAAAAAACCGAGGAACCUGAGGAGGAAAUCAUACGUUGUGUCUGCGGAGCGACAGAGCAAGAUGAGGACUCGGGCGAGCCUUGGAUUGCGUGCGACAAGUGCGGCGCCUGGCAACACAACGUCUGCAUGGGCAUGAGCGUCUACUCCGAGGACCUGCCCAGCGACUACUUCUGCGAGCAGUGCAAGCCGGAAGACCACAAAGAACUGCUCGAGGGCAUCGCAAAGGGCGAGAAGCCUUGGGAAGCAAGACGCCGGGCUUAUGAGGAGGAGCAAGCCGAGAAGAAGAAGAAGAAGGGUUCCAAAAAGGGCAAGAAGCGCCAGAGCGAUUCUCAAGAUGAGCCGCAAUCAUCCCAGAAGUCCAAGGCAUCCCCAGCCCCAGAGAAGAAAGCAAUGACAUCCAAGAUACUGACGGCGGGGACAAAGCGAAAAGACCGAGACGGUUCCCAAGACAAGGAUGCCAAGGCAACCCCAAAGAUGCGCAAGGUCUCUGAGACCAAGGUCAUGCCCGUUCCACCACCAUACAACCCACCUGAUGACCUCCCGGACAAGAUUACUGAGCUUCCCCAGCCGCGUCAAGGCCCGGCCCAAGCACUUAUGAAGUCUUUGGUAGUCGCGGUUAAUUCCGCCGAGAAAAAGAAGGUGUACAGCCCGGCUGAUGGUGUAUCCAACGAGUCGAGGGCUGAGCGACUGUCAAUUGCGAUCGAGCGAGCGGUUCAUGACACACAUCCAAAUCACAAGGAAUAUACCGCUCAGGUCCGGACUUUGACAUUCAACUUGAAGAAAAAUCAGGAGCUCUGCGAGCGGCUACUCAACCACACGCUCACUCCGCCAAUGCUCGCUGCCAUGACCACAGAGGAGCUAGCUUCCGAGGAUUUGCAGCGAGAGACCGCCGAGAUGAAGGCGCGGGCAGAGAAGCAAUCUAUAUUGAUCACAGAAGAGGGACCGCGCAUGAGGCGCACACACAAGGGUGAUGAAAUGGUUGCGGAUGAUAACUUUGCCAUUCCUAGCGAUGAAACACCGUCCGUUGCGCGUCGACCAAGUGUCCGAGAACCUCUCGGAGAUUUGGCAAGGCCGUCAGAAUCCGAUCAGUCGCGGGACGCUGCUGCGCCUACAGUGGAUACCACUCAACGUUCAACAUCAGGGGAUGCUAUGCAGAUCGAUACCCAGCACUCCCCAAGCGCUAACAACUUCGACAUUAAGAAGGUUUUCUCAAGCGUGAAGUCCCCCACCGCAGGCCACAAUCGCCGACCAUCUGCUCCUGCACCUCUCAGCGGCCCAGGUGAUGAUCCGGACGUUGAUCGUUUGCUAGAGGAGGACGGCAAUGACUCGCCACCGUACUCUCCGUCUGAGGAGACAGACCCUGAUGUCGUAUGGCGAGGAUACCUCACAAUGCCCUCAGUAGCCAAUUUCCAGGCAACGGCAAAAUAUGCUGGCGGUGCCAAUCUUGCCAGGACUAUUGGCUUGCCGUGGAGCACUCUCAUCCCUAAGCGUUUGAAGGUUGCUGGACGGAUAUCUGAAGAAAAUGCAACCGAGUACCUUUGUGGCUUACGCUACAGCGCCCCCACGGACAUUGUUGUUGCAAGCCUUACACCGGCAACAGACGCUUCGAAAGCGGAUUUCGACGCGUUGGUGAACUACUUUGUAUCUAAGAAAAGAAGAUAA
Phaeoacremonium minimum UCRPA7 is the source of this 1791-nucleotide messenger RNA. RefSeq lists its product as hypothetical. Bases 1 to 1791 code for a protein of 596 amino acids. Gene Ontology annotation, biological process: DNA-templated transcription; transcription elongation by RNA polymerase II; transcription antitermination. The transcript is spliced from 3 exons. NCBI's taxonomy places the organism in Eukaryota, Fungi, Ascomycota, Sordariomycetes, Togniniales, Togniniaceae. Gene Ontology annotation, molecular function: RNA polymerase II transcription regulatory region sequence-specific DNA binding. Gene Ontology annotation, cellular component: nucleus. The record is from RefSeq and is a predicted model, not a curated record.